Molecule: messenger RNA, 2170 nt
Organism: Aspergillus steynii IBT 23096
Lineage: Eukaryota; Fungi; Ascomycota; Eurotiomycetes; Eurotiales; Aspergillaceae
Gene: rvb2
Product: RuvB family ATP-dependent DNA helicase reptin
Exons: 3
Coding region: 375-1787 (470 amino acids)
Biological process (GO): box C/D snoRNP assembly; regulation of transcription by RNA polymerase II; chromatin remodeling
Cellular component (GO): Ino80 complex; NuA4 histone acetyltransferase complex; Swr1 complex
Molecular function (GO): DNA helicase activity; ATP hydrolysis activity; ATP binding
Source: RefSeq, a predicted model, not a curated record
UUUCCCUCCUUUCUCUCCUCGUGCCCACUUUCUGUUGGUUCUCAAUAAUACUUCAAAUAUAGCAUCAUUUCCAGUAUAGCACUGGCGCAGCACAGAAGCUGGGGUAGAAAUUCCGUCUCGCUCGCUUGCUGGAAAGGACAGGAUGGAAAAGAAGAGACCAGGUGCUGCUGGAGAGAGCACGAGCACCCCAGCAACUAAAGAAAAACAAAGUGAGAGCAAACGCGCAGUUCUGCCGGGCGGUGGGGAAUGCGGUAGCCAUUCUGCCGGGCGCAGCUCUUUCGCCCGGGAUUCCAUUUCAUUGCAGGACUCGCACUCUGACCCGUUUUGCUGCUGAACUGCAUCGCAAGAGGCACGCCUUGUACACCUUAUUCGAAAUGGCCGCUCCAAUUUCCACGGUCGCGGAGACCAAGGAGCUCCGGGGUCUGAACCUCAUUGCUGCCCAUUCGCAUAUUCGGGGACUUGGGGUCGAUGGGGAUUCCUUGCAGCCUAGAUCCUCUUCGCAGGGACUGGUGGGCCAGGAAAAGGCCCGGAAGGCCGCUGCAGUUAUUCUGCAGAUGGUGAAGGAAGGCAAAAUUGCUGGUCGUGCCGUCUUAAUCGCGGGACCUCCUAGCACCGGUAAAACCGCGAUUGCCAUGGGCAUGGCACAAUCCCUGGGAUCGGAUGUUCCUUUCACGAUGCUCGCCUCAUCCGAAAUCUUUUCCAUGGAGAUGUCGAAGACGGAAGCCCUCACGCAAGCUUUCCGGAAAUCGAUCGGCGUCCGGAUUAAGGAGGAGAGUGAGAUCAUUGAGGGAGAGGUUGUGGAAAUUCAGAUCGAUCGGAGCAUUACGGGAGGCAACAAACAAGGAAAACUCACGAUCAAAACCACCGACAUGGAGACGAUUUACGAUAUGGGCACGAAGAUGAUUGAUUCGAUGACCAAGGAGCGUGUGAUGGCUGGAGACAUCAUUUCUAUCGACAAGUCGUCGGGCAAGAUCACCAAGCUCGGACGCUCCUACGCCCGAUCUCGAGACUACGAUGCCAUGGGUGCCGAUACCAAAUUCGUCCAGUGCCCUGAGGGUGAACUCCAGGUGCGCAAGGAAAUUGUACACACUGUCAGCCUCCACGAGAUUGACGUGAUCAACUCGCGUUCACAAGGGUUCUUGGCUCUCUUUUCAGGAGACACGGGUGAAAUCCGGAGCGAAGUCCGGGAUCAAAUCAACACCAAGGUGGCCGAGUGGAAGGAAGAGGGCAAGGCGGAAAUUAUCCCCGGAGUUUUGUUCAUCGAUGAAGUACACAUGCUUGAUAUUGAAUGCUUCUCCUAUGUCAACCGUGCCUUGGAAGCCGAACUCGCCCCCAUCGUGAUCAUGGCUAGCAACCGCGGUCAUGCUCGAAUUCGGGGAACAACCUACAACUCUCCUCACGGUCUGCCUCUUGAUUUCCUCGACCGUGUGGUCAUCGUCAGUACCCAGCCAUACUCCGCCGAUGAGAUCAGACAAAUCUUGGCUAUCCGAGCCCAGGAGGAAGAGGUUGAUCUGUCCCCAGACGCGCUGGCACUUCUGACCAAAAUCGGACAAGAGUCUAAUCUCCGAUAUGCUAGCCAUAUCGUUACAACAUCCCACCUUCUGAGUCAGAAGCGGAAGGCCAAGGAGGUCAGCAUUGAUGACGUCCAGCGCAGCUACCGGUUGUUCUACGAUCCUGCCAGAAGUGUUAAGUUUGUCAAUGAGUAUGAGCAACGCUUCAUCGGUGAUCAGGGAUCCGUGAACUUUUCCGCCGCAGCGGCAAAUGGGGACGCCAUGGAGAUUUCAUGAAGUGCUCUGCGGGCGGAAGGUUCAGAUUGGGCCUGAUGUUGCAAGCAAGAAUGGAGUAAACAGGACGAUUGAGCGUGUGAAGGAAAAAAACCCCUCAAAAUAGUGAGAUGCUUUUUGUUUCUUUUUUUAUAUUCCCUUAGGUUUCGUUAACAACAUCAAGUGAUGUACGAUAAUGCUGGCGCUUUGCUCAGAACUCAGUUGUACGGGCAUUUAUUAUUUGGGUCUCGAAUUGGAUUGCGUUAAGUUAUAAGUUAUAGCAUUAAAAGGGUGUAUCUACGCUCGAACGAUAAUUGUGAAACGAAUUCCCUCAACCUGUGGCUUGAUGCUAUACACAUUGGUUAUUGAGUUAUGCCUUUCCCCCUUGAAAUUUAUUGAGAGGUAAA